CCAACCCUCGACACCCGGCGACGGAUUUUUUUCGACUUUCUCUCUCAAAGUCGAUAAAUUUCGCUGUCAAGGUCUCGUCAGGCCUUUCUUUCUCUCGUUCCCCCCCUUCUCUGCCUAUUCCAGGCCUGGCUCAAGAGAUCGGUUUUCCCUGAUCUUUUCGCAGAUUGUUGCUGCAGUCUGUGGAUCCUUGGUGACCCGACACCUCCAACGUCGCCAACCUUAUUCUGCGGAUACAAAAAGGCACGCCUUUGUUGUGCGUUUGCCAGUCCUAGUUCACCUCGCUAUCUCUUUAUUCUUUUCACGACUAUAUUUUCACGACCCAACCCCCCAUCCGACUUCUUCUGUCUACUGAAGUUUUCAGCAAGCAGAAAGUCUCGCAAAUAGACCACGAGUUUACGGCCUUCUUACUUGAAGUGGGCUGUUUUCUCUCGUCUAUUAUCUCUAGUAACAGAUGCCAGUUCCCGUACCUUGUGUUCCCAUACAACCUGCGCACCCGGUCAUCAAGCCACGUCCAGCUGACAACGGCAAGACAAAUCCGUUCCGGAAUCUAACACGUACUCUCCCCGUGUCUCCAACAGGCCCUCCUCCAUCUUUCGGCACUCGUGAAGAGUGGAUCAGUUCCUUGCCAUCCUGGAGAAGGAGCAAGCCACGCCGAAUCUGGGAAGAAGAGGCCAACUCUGAACGUUCUUGGUCUCAUCAGGAUUUUCAUCAAGGGUUAGCAGUCGCGGACAACGCUUCUGUUAUUAAAGGAUCUCGCGCUGAAGCGUGUCUUCCGCCCUUGUCCUCUCAGGAACCAAUGAUUGUUCAGGUUCAGGACGACGUGGACGAAAUGUACCCUCCCCACGUCAUCGAUCACCGUGGCUAUUGUGUACAGCCUCACAUCGACGACGGAACCUAUGACAAUGGUAUGGAUGCCCCUAGCUGCGACGUUGAGGCAGUUGAUGACAUGUAUGAGGGUGGUGCCUCUAGUGAAGACGAGUCUCCGAGCGGAAGUACAGGUCAUGAUUUUGGCUCAAGUCCUUUGGAGCCUCUCACCCCCUUCGUAGAUUACGUUGAUGAGGCGGCCACAGCUGGCCAUUAUGCCGCUGACGAGUAUCAUUACCGAUGCCACCAAAGCAAGGCCGCACAGUUCUUCUCUCUCCCGCUCAUUGCCGAUGUCCCCCAAGAACCGGUACCAGCAUCCGCAGCCGUACCCGACCUCGUUGCACCUACAGCUACCGCGGGGUAUCGGAAACUUUCCGAACCAUUGUCCGAGUGGAUUGCCAACUUCGUUUGGAAAGCUUGCACUACUGGGAGCAACGUGCCGUCCUUCAUUACUCGUUCACCGAUCAGCCCCACAAAGCCGUAUCCUGCGUCUCCACCCUCGUACUUGUCGACUUCAGUCCAUUCCUUGUUACUCUCCACCUUACUCCAACCCUCCGUGGUCUUCUUGGCGUUGUGGUAUAUUGUGAAACUUCCAGUAUUUUUCGGCGCUGUCAGUCUGAAUGUAGACAACGUCAAAGAGCUUUGGUUCAGGCUUGGUUUACUGGGCGAGCGUCACAGCCCUGAUCGGGAUGUCAUGGAAGCUAAUGCACCCUUCCGGCUCAUCGUGCUGGGUUGUAUGCUAGCGAAUAAAUGGCUAGAUGACCACACCUUUUCCAACAAGACAUGGAACACCAUCUCCAAUCUACCUGUUCAGAGCCUCAAUAAGCUGGAGUCGUUGGCCCUUGACAUCUUCCACUAUGACUUAUCCAUCUCCCCGAACGAGUGGUCACAGUGGCUCUCCCACCUCAUGUCUUACCAUUUGUCAUUGUCAUCCCCAUCGCACCCACAGCCGAUUUCGCGCCCAUCCACAAAUCCGUCGUCAAUCAUUCGCAUGGCAAUUGAUGAAAUUGUUCAAGCACCGGCUGCUAACAAUUUUGACCCUGCCCAUCCACAACCUGUGUUCCUUGGGUUAGAGGAACGUAAGAGGGAAAGGAUGCAAAAGGAACAGGCGACUAGCCCCAUCGAGUUUGAUCUCGAUGAGGAUGGACCUCUCAGGGAAGAGUAUGUGCCGAAACGACGUAUCAGCAACUCCAGUACCGUUCGCAACAAGUACCACGAUCACGGCGAGCAACUCCCAUGGCAGAUGAACCAAAAUGGAGGGAAAAGUCUUCCUCCCCCGGCGAGGUGGAGUCCCGCUGCCGACGAGCCUAUCUUCCGGGAGAGUAACCGAAUGUAUAACCGCUACGUGGCCGUACAGCCCACUCCAGGCACUGCAUAUCCCUCAUUCCCUUCAUACCAACCUGUUCGAGAUGCUUAUCAGAGUCAGUGGAUGUUCAAUGCCUAUGCCAACGCCGAAGUGCAGCCAGGAAUAGGUUAUUCGUACGAAAUGCCCGUCCUCCAACACCCGCCACCACCUCCGGUCUAUAACCAUUGUGCUCCAUUUCUGAUUCCAUCGCUCCCCAUGUCUCGUUCUCGCUCCCAGUCUCUCUCUCACGAUCAAGAUCCUUCACAGUCGCGUGAUCACAUGCGCUCUUUCUCCCAGUCACGUACUGAUGCCAGGCAUACCGAGAUGCAUAUGUGCAGCCUUGAGCUCCCACCUCUCUGCCAGAGUGCGGAUAUGGGGUGGGGAUCUACAUAUGCCUAUCACCACGCAGUUUUCGCCCCUUUACCUGCCAACUAUCUGUGGCUCAGGACCUGAGCCUUGAUGCCCUAUCCUCCAUCUUCUCUGCACAUUAGGAGGACCUCAAUUAUUUUUUUACAACUUCCUCAAUAGACUUACAUGUUUCCCAUCUGUCUUUCGCCAUUCCAUUGUCACGCUAUCAUACCUCCGUCCGAUAUUUCAUGGGCACUAAUGCGUUUGGUGAUACCCUCGGUCAUUUCCCCAAGCGAUGGUUGUAUUUGUGGCCUCUUUCGACUCUCUUAUCAUCAUUGUCCAUAUUCGGUUCUUUUGGUCUUUCACAUCAUUUGUGUGAUACUGUUUCUUCGGGCCCCCCUCAUCUACGACAUACCACUGCCCACAUUAAUGGCCCUCCGUUCUUCCACAUUGUAUUCAAACAUAAUUUUUGACUGGUCUAUCGACCUCCGAGGGGGUCGACCGCACAUACGCUCCGGCUCCCAUCGGUGGAAGCGGAGCACAUUCACGACCGUCUCGUGCGAUAGAAGUUUUUGGUUGACACCAUCUUACGGACUAAACAACUCGGUGCAUCCUCUCUAGUUGCACGCUCCCCAUAAUUUCGCCGUGCUGUUCCUAUUAUUAUCUCUCGCUGUUCUAUGUUGCAAUCACCUUCCUAUUUCUUCCUUUCCUUUUGUUACAGUUGAUAUCCUCGGUAUUUAUUCCGUCGACUUCUCUUACUCGCUCUUCGAUUCCCUCAUCCCUCGCUCCAUGGACAUCACUGCGAUGUCCAUAUCCUUCUAUAUCUGGUGUAGCCCACCUUCCUCCACAAAUUGUGGAUACCGAUUGGAGACUUCCAGGUCGGUGUUUAGAUCCUGGAAAAAAAACCCAAAAACACAUCUACUUACUCGAUUCUCUUCAUCUCUUUCUCCUGACUUCUUUACGUGGACUAGUACCUAGUUCGGAUUUGAUCUCUUCUUGAAAGCGUCCUACCUACCUUUAACCUCCACUGUCCCUUCUCCCCAAUUCGCCACCUCUUCCCCUCUUCUGUUCCAUAUUGUCCGAAUCACCUAUCUUUCCUUUCUUCCGCCUGAUUCCCACUUCGAUUGUUAUGUACGUAUUAGCCUUUCAUACGUAUCUAAGUAGUUAUGUUCGCGGAAUGUCAAAGAAUUCAGAAGUCCUGCUGACUUUUGUCUUCUACGUUUACGCCA
This is a messenger RNA of Marasmius oreades (fairy-ring Marasmius), 3786 nucleotides long. RefSeq lists its product as uncharacterized. Gene Ontology annotation, biological process: regulation of cyclin-dependent protein serine/threonine kinase activity. The transcript has 3 exons. The record is from RefSeq and is a predicted model, not a curated record. Gene Ontology annotation, molecular function: protein kinase binding; cyclin-dependent protein serine/threonine kinase regulator activity. Lineage: Eukaryota; Fungi; Basidiomycota; Agaricomycetes; Agaricales; Marasmiaceae. Bases 452 to 2662 code for a protein of 736 amino acids. Gene Ontology annotation, cellular component: cyclin-dependent protein kinase holoenzyme complex; nucleus.